CCCUUCCCACCCUAUUCAUCAAGUAUAAAAUAUGAAGUGACUGCUUUAUUCCCAUUCAAGUCAGAGGAGCCCUGGAACCAUGAGCAACUGGGUGCUUAAUCAUGGCCUGUCUGCCCUGGUCAUUGUGGUGUGGCUGGGAAUCAACAUCUUUCUAUUUGUCUAUUACUUUCACUUUUACGAAUACAAUACAGAAUUUUACUACACAAGACAAAUUACUGGAUCUGCACUGGCCUGGGCUCGCGCUCCAGCUGCCUGUCUCAACUUCAAUUGUUUGUUGAUCCUGCUGCCUGUCUGUCGCAAUUUAUUGUCCUUCCUCAGAGGAUCCUGUGUGUGCUGUAGAUGCAGUGCCCGGAAACAGUUGGACAAGAACAUCACAUUCCAUAAACUUGUGGCCUACAUGAUCGCCCUGCACACGGUAAUUCACAUUGUGGCGCAUUUAUUCAACUUUGAACGGUUCAACGACAGUCAGCAGUCAACUGAACAUACGCUGGAUGCGGUCCUAUCCCGCAUUGGCAACAAUGACAGCAAAUGGUUGAAUCCUAUUCGGUCUAAUGAGACGACCCCCUCCUAUAUUACAUUCACCACCAUAGCUGGAUUAACUGGAGUUAUCAUCACGCUUGCCCUCAUCCUCAUGAUCACAUCCUCAACAGACACCAUUCGGAGGUCAUAUUUUGAGGUCUUCUGGUUCACACACCAUCUCUUUGUCAUAUUUUCUGGACUUGUCAUCCAUGGAAUUGGCCGCAUUGUUCGUCAACAAACCGAGGAGAGCAUGGAGGUACAUGACUUCCUGUUCUGUCAAAAUCGUACUGCAGAAUGGGGGAGCAUCCCUGAAUGUCCAAUCCCUACUUUCAAGGGAGGAGCUCCUAUGACUUGGAAGUGGGUGCUUGCCCCAAUGAUCUUGUACGUCUUUGAGAGACUACUACGACUGUAUCGAUCACAACAGAGUGUUGUUAUCACCAAGACUGUUGUUCAUCCGUCAAAAGUCCUUGAACUUCAGAUGCAGAUGAAGAGUUUUAAAAUGGAAGUGGGACAAUACAUCUUCAUCAACUGUCCAUCCAUCUCACAACUGGAGUGGCAUCCCUUCACUCUGACCUCUGCUCCAGAAGAAGAUUGUUUCAGUGUACACAUUCGAUCAGCUGGUGACUGGACAGAUAGCAUGUUCGAAACAUUCGGAAGAGAUGAAUUUGAGAGACUAAAACAAAUGCAACCAAGGAUUUCAGUGGAUGGUCCUUUUGGUACGGCUAGUGAAGAUGUCUUCCAUUAUGAGGUCAGUGUUCUAAUUGGAGCCGGCAUUGGAGUGACGCCGUUCGCAUCUGUUCUCAAGUCUAUCUGGUACAAAUAUGAGAACUCUGACGCUGGACUGAGAACCAAGAAGAUUUACUUCUUCUGGAUCUGUCGAGAGACUCAGGCGUUUGAAUGGUUCGCUGACUUACUCCGAUCACUUGAGAGCAACAUGGAACAAUUGGGCAAACCCGAUUUUCUCAACUACAAACUUUUCCUGACCGGCUGGGAUUCUGCACAGGCGGUUCACAUCAAGGUGCACUUUGAUAAAGAGACUGAUGUAGUGACUGGACUCAAACAGAAAACACACUAUGGUAGACCCAACUGGGACAAAGAGUUUCAUUUGAUUGCACAAGCACACCCCAAGACAACAAUUGGAGUCUUCUUGUGUGGACCACAACCUUUGGCUAAAGCUUUAGAACAAUGCACAAACAAGUACUCUGAGAUCAACCCCUUGGGUGUUCACUUCCAUUUCAACAAGGAGAACUUCUAGUUUUCAGGGGAAAUACCUGGCAAAAAAAACACACAAGGAAGAAUUCUAAUUUUAUAGGAUCCAGCUUCCCUCUCUUCGCACAAA
This is a messenger RNA of Amblyraja radiata (thorny skate), 1858 nucleotides long. RefSeq names its product NADPH oxidase 1 (gene nox1). Gene Ontology annotation, cellular component: plasma membrane; NADPH oxidase complex. Gene Ontology annotation, biological process: defense response; superoxide anion generation. Gene Ontology annotation, molecular function: superoxide-generating NAD(P)H oxidase activity. NCBI's taxonomy places the organism in Eukaryota, Metazoa, Chordata, Chondrichthyes, Rajiformes, Rajidae. The record is from RefSeq and is a predicted model, not a curated record.